Manis javanica (Malayan pangolin) is the source of this 3791-nucleotide messenger RNA. It is a transcript of the gene TNFSF18, whose product is annotated as TNF superfamily member 18. The record is from RefSeq and is a predicted model, not a curated record. Gene Ontology annotation, biological process: regulation of T cell proliferation; tumor necrosis factor-mediated signaling pathway; T cell proliferation involved in immune response. Gene Ontology annotation, molecular function: tumor necrosis factor receptor superfamily binding. Lineage: Eukaryota; Metazoa; Chordata; Mammalia; Pholidota; Manidae. Gene Ontology annotation, cellular component: cell surface.
UCAUUUGCCCAUCACUUGUGAAUUUCUGCUUUCCACAGCUCUCAUUCCUGCAGAGGAUGAGUUUGAACCACAUGGAAGAUAUGCCUUUAAGCCAUUCACGUCCUCAAGAAACACAGAGACCAUCCUGGAAUCAAUGGCUCCUCUACUUGACAAUAGUCAUUUUGCUAUUAUUGCUUUGCUCCUUCAGUACGCUAAUCGUUACUUUUCUCCCAUUCAAGGUUGCCAACGAGCCCUGUGGAGCUAAGUUUGGACCAAUACCUUCAAAAUGGCAGAUGACAUCUCCUAAGCCUCCCUGUGUCAAUGAGACAGCUGACUGGAAGCUGAAGAUACUUCAGAAUGGCUUAUAUUUAAUUUAUGGCCAAGUGGCUCCCAAUACAACCUACAAAGAACCAGCUCCUUUUGAGGUGCAGCUACGUAAAAACAAAGACAUCAUACAAGUUCUAACAAACAAAUCUACAAUCCAAAAUAUAGGAGGGACUUAUGAAUUGCAUGCUGGCGAUGUGAUAGGCUUGUUAUUCAACUCUGACCAUCAAGUCCUAAAAAAUCAUACAUACUUGGGGAUCUUAUUGUUAGCAAAUCCCAAAUUCAUCUCCUAGAAACUGGAUUUGGUCUCCUCAUCCAAUUCAGCAAAUGCAGAGAGCUCGUGGGUCGGUUGGAGCAGGCAGAUUUUCAAUGUCUGAACUUGGUUUGGGUACACAGAUCAACACAAACAGAACCCCUCUGCAUGUGAAUUCUCAUCUCUCAUACUUAUUGAAAGAGACUCAGAAGAAAGGCCAAAGACAUUUGGCUAGCCCUGACAGUGGGUCAGCAAAGAUACUUUACAAAGCCAUCAGAAAAUGAAUAUGGGUGCUAGAGGACAGAAGCCCCUCAACAGUCGUUGUUUAAUUCUUGAAUCCUUGAGCAGAAAAAUGAAAUCUUAUCCCUAUGGAAGCCUUAUCUGGUAUGCAAAACAAAAAACAAAACAAAACAAAACCCCAGGGCAGUAGCCUGGCCUUGUUCUUAUAUCCUUGGGUGACUUCACUUCAUUUUUCUCAUAGUCAUGUGUUCCAAGGGCUUCCUAAUAAAAUGUAGUCAGGCUGGGAGGGCAGCCACUGAUAUGCCAACAAUACCCCCUUUAGAUUUGAAGGUGCUAGAAGGCGGGGAAUAUUCUAGAAAACAGCUGGUGUGGAAUGGAGUGAGCAUCAUUUGGGAAUUUCCCUGGGUUUCAUCGUACUCAGGAUGCAGGGUGCUUAAUAAAACCAGUUGAUGGAAGUCAUUCUGACCCUUCACACAGGGCUUCAGGAGGACUUGCUGUUUGUAUGUGUCUGUGACUGCUAUGUGGUGAAGAAAGAGUAAUCAUAGUAAUCACAGGCUUUUCAACCCCAGAAACAGGCAUUACCAGUUCCAUAUUCUGUCAUGUAAUGAUUUCCUAUUUUUAGCUGUCUCUCCACAGUCUGCAAAGGGCUUUCAGAUAUCAUAUGGCAACUUUAUGAAGUUAGUGGGGCAGGUAUUUUUUGGAACCAUUUUAACAAUGAGACUAUGGAGGCAGAUGAAACACAGAUAGGUAACUUGCCUCAGCCAUAGAACUAAUGACUAUCGGGGUCAAUGGCUUCUUAUCACACUGUCACAGCCUUACAGCUGGUAUUUCUGCUGUCAUAUUAUAGUCUUUAGAGUUUACUAGAUUCCAUUUGCAGGAGGUGUAGUUCCUGUUAGCCCAAGGUGGGUAGAGGGAGGCUACAACAGAUCUUUCUUUUCUCUGAAAAAUUCUCUAUCUUUCCCUGCCUGGAGCAGGGAGUACAAGAGUGUUACUCAGGGCUUAUUCUGACCAAAUCUCCUUCCUGUCAUUGAAAAGCCUGUCUUUUUGUGUGUUAACUUCUAAAUAUGAUGAAUAGCACUCAAUUCAAUGACAGCUUGCUAAAAUUUCGGACAAUGUUAAUUUAAGUAAGUGCUUAUGGGUUAAAAAGUAUGUAACUUGAUUGCAUGAUAAACCAAUUUAAACUAUUUAUGGAUAUCUGUAAAGAGUUACAUUAUGUUCAUUAAUACUAUUACAUAUACAGCUAAUUUAAACAUAUGUGUAUUGUGUGCAACAAAAAAAUUGCUUGGGGGCGGCUAAGCCUGAGGUCAACAUGUUUCUUUGUAAGCUCCUUAAAAAUGUAUCUGCUGAGCGCUGUAGGGCCAGAGACUUUGAUGCCUUUUUCCUCUUGCAUUUGUAUAUUUUCUCAGGAAAUUAAAAUUCUAUCAUAGAUAUUUAUGGAAACUGGGUGGUAUUGACUGUCAUUGAGUUAUAAGCUGCGGUGGGCUGCAGUGGGCUAACACUAGUUUGGGAGAGCUGAGUGUUAAAUUUUCAGAAAUUUUGCAGUCUGAUUAUUAAAUACAGCCAGCCCUGAAGUUAGCCACGGUCAGACUGUUCUGCUCAUGGGAACGGGGAAGUGCUACAGAUCAGGGCUUUUAUUUUUGGAAAGCCCAUUCGCACCACUGUUUGGAAAACUCUCCUUCUUAAUGACUUCUCUCUGCUCUUGCCUCAUUCCUGGGACAAUCAAGGCAGGCAAUGCAACCCUCAUACUCCCUGCAAAAGUCCCACCUGGGGGAGGUUUCUCAGGGCCAGGAGAGAUCUCUAUAGCUGCAGGCAGAGAGACAGCUACUCACAGAUGAUCUUUGAAUUUCCCUGGUGUUGAAAUUUCAGUUUUGUUGUCAAUGUAUAUCCUCUGUUUCCGUAUUUCCUCAAACAAGUGUUUACAUUUUAAUAGAAGAAAAUGUAUAUUGGUAAGUGGACUGCAGCUGACUUAUCCGUGGGUUAUCAGACUAGGGUUAGUGACUUAGAGCUCAUGAGGCUUCAUCGGAGAAAUCUCUGCCCGUCUGAACACAGUUUGGCAAGUGGCAGUGCAAGGGAGCUGGACACAACCAGCUUUUGGUUCUAGUGUCCCAGUUUCUGCCGAGUUAGUCAGUUUCACUAUCUGACUUCCACACAUCUCCUCAACUCCACCACACCGGCUCACACCAUCAAAGCCAUUACCCAUCUUCUCACAUGAAUUUUUACCUUCCAUUUUGCCCCGUCAGAGCUCACGUAUGUAUGUAGCAUGUAGUAUGUAGACUAGCAUGUAGUAUGUCAUCUGCUUCUGAAGAAGGCAGUUAAUUGAAAAGUGAUGCAGUCUCGUGCAUUUGGUAGAACAUAGUUAAAUGGAGUAUGUCUGUGCAUCUUGGAAAUGAAGUUCCUGCUGUUGUGUAUUUAAUAUCAAAGAAGCAAUUACAUUGGUGGGAGUGCGAGGACAUUUUUUACUAGGGGAGAAGCAAAAUCCUGUUUGACUUAUGGGUGAGGGAUCUGAGGAGUACUUUCAAGUAGAAGUUAUAACUAAUGCCUUGGCACAUACAAUUUCCCUGACUGAAUAGAUACAUCUCUAUUUCAGGGGUCACUUUGGACCCUGGAAGAGUCUCCCCACUAGUUCUGAUUCUCCUGUGAGUCCCACAUCUAUCCACAGGAAACUUGCACCCAUGUUUUGCCCCUAGAAACUCAGUGGGUACAAGCUCAUCUCAAUGCAGCAAGAGUCUCUUAUCCCUACUACCUAGGAAUUGGCCUUUCUCUUCCCAGUGGAUUUCCUUGGUUACAUCUGAUACUAGCUCACUGUCAGCUUUAGCUUCCUUAGGUGGGAGUCAGGCACCAGUUCUUUGUAUCUCCCACUUGCAAGAAAUAUAUUUCAAAGCUCUUUAAGGGGCUCCCUGAAGUCCUCCUACCAGGCUUACUGUUAGAAAGUACCUCCUGAAGCAGGAGUUGGGGAGGACUCACAGCAUAGCCACAGCUUUCUGUUUAUAACUGU